Aspergillus wentii DTO 134E9 is the source of this 1146-nucleotide messenger RNA. Its product is annotated as tyrosinase family protein. Gene Ontology annotation, molecular function: oxidoreductase activity. The transcript has 5 exons. NCBI's taxonomy places the organism in Eukaryota, Fungi, Ascomycota, Eurotiomycetes, Eurotiales, Aspergillaceae. The record is from RefSeq and is a predicted model, not a curated record. Bases 1 to 1146 code for a protein of 381 amino acids.
AUGCGCUUCGAUUUAAUACCCAUUAUUGCAGCGCUGGCCAGCCCAAUUGCAGCAUCUGUCGUGGAUCCGUGGGAUGCCUUGGCUGCAAAGGCACUUUAUAAACAGACACAGCACCAGUUCUCGCAUCCGAAUGUCAAGAGCACCUGUACCCCACAAACAGCUGCUGUCCGCAGAGAAUGGGGAUCUCUUUCCCAUCACGAACGGAAGGAGUAUACAGAUGCUGUGCUGUGUUUGGCAUCUAAGCCUUCCCGCAUCAACCAUACCUUUGCUCCCGGGGCACGCAGCCGCUAUGAUGAUUUCGUCGCGACCCAUAUCAACCAGACAAUGUACAUCCAUGAUACAGGCAACUUUCUAACCUGGCAUCGCUAUUUCACCUGGAUCUAUGAGCAAACCUUGCGCAACGAGUGUGGAUACACCGGAUACCAGCCGUAUUGGGCCUGGAAUAAAUACGCACAUGACCCGGAGAACUCACCGGUUUUUGACGGCUCUCCAUACAGCAUGUCUGGCAAUGGAGACUACAUCCGUCACAAUGACAGCGAGCUUGCCCCGGGAAUCUAUAUUCCCACUGGCAAUGGCGGUGGUUGUGUGUCAACCGGCCCUUUCAAGAACUGGACGGUCAACCUAGGCCCAGUUCAGCCAAUCGAAAAACUCCCCGGUCUCGUCGCUCAAAACGGAUCCGGCCUCAACUACAACCCGCGAUGCCUCCGCCGUGACAUCUCGGCAUACUGCGCGCAAUGGACCACAACUGAAGUCGUGAUGGACCUGCUCGUCAACCAAACCACCAUUCUCAACUUCCAGAACAAAAUGCAAGGGCUUGUCAACUCGACCGAUUUUUACCUUGGCCUUCACGGUGGUGGCCAUUAUACCAUUGGUGGUGAUCCUGCCGAUGAUUUCUUCGUCUCGCCCGGUGACCCAAUGUUCUACCUCCACCAUUCAGCCAUCGACCGUAUGUUCUGGACCUGGCAGAAUCUCGACCCGGCACAUCGCACCUACGUGGUGGGUGGAAACGUCAAACCAGCCAAUACUUCAUCGCCUCUGACUAAAAUUGACGAUAUUGUUGAUCCUGGGGUUGCUCUGGGUGCUCCGCGUACCAUUCGAGAGUUGCUGGAUACCACUUCCGGGCCGUUCUGCUACGUAUAUUUGUGA